AUGGAUCAAGAGACGCUCAAUAUCAAAAUACCUAAAACAUCAGAGAAAACCAGGAGGAAGAAGAAGACGAAUACAGAUCACAAGAAGAAGAUGAAAGAAGAGAAAUGGAAGAGACAUUUAAUCAGAACCAGGAUGGUUUUCCCGGUUAAGAAGAUGACUUCAGUGAUUUCCGGUGUCUUCAGUCGCAAGAAAACACUUGCAGGUGAAAACAGAGGAAAGAGAGAUGGUUCUUCAGAAGAGAUUACUGAAGCUGAUGAGACCUUGUCUGUUGGUAAAGCUAAACCCAAGCAAAACCUACUUCAGAAGAAGGAGAGUUUUUGGGAAAGCGCAAGAGUUCGACUGAAGAUACUCAUCUUAGGGCGAAGAUUAAGAACGAGAAAAAGAAGAAGAAGAAGGAGAAGAAGGCUAAAUGAGGGUAUUGGAGAAGAUGAGCUGUGCAAGAAGAGGAUACUUAUGGGUGAAAGGUGCAAACCGAUAAACCGGUCAGGGAUUUUGCAGUAUGAUGGUGAUGGCAUCCUCCUACCCGAGCCAUGA
Eutrema salsugineum is the source of this 534-nucleotide messenger RNA. RefSeq lists its product as uncharacterized. The transcript has a single exon. The record is from RefSeq and is a predicted model, not a curated record. The coding region runs from base 1 to 534 and encodes 177 amino acids. NCBI's taxonomy places the organism in Eukaryota, Viridiplantae, Streptophyta, Magnoliopsida, Brassicales, Brassicaceae.